Molecule: messenger RNA, 408 nt
Organism: Melanaphis sacchari
Lineage: Eukaryota; Metazoa; Arthropoda; Insecta; Hemiptera; Aphididae
Product: glycine-rich cell wall structural protein 2-like
Exons: 3
Coding region: 1-408 (135 amino acids)
Source: RefSeq, a predicted model, not a curated record
AUGAAUUUCACGACCAAAACUAAUGAAACUGGGUCCAAGCUUAAUGGUAAACAAGGUGGACAUAAUGGUGGAGAAGGUGGACAUAAUGGUGGAAUAGAGAAACCAGACAAAGGUGCUAGAGGUACUGCUAUCAACGAUGGAGGUGGUGGACAAGGAAGUGAAUAUGGUGGUGAAGCCAAAUAUGGUGGUGGCAAAUACGGGAGUGGAAAUGGAAGUGGGCAUGUAGGUAGUGGUAAACAUGGUGGUGGAAGUGGAAGUAGAAGUGGGCAUGGAGGUGAUGGUAGUGGUAAGCAAGGGAGUGGAAGUGGCAGUGUGCAUGGUGGUGGUAGUGGUGGUAGCGGGAAACAAAAGUCUGGAAGGUAUGGAUACCCGGCACAUGUAUCACAAGGACUUGUUCAACCUUGUUAA